CUGAUCACACUUGGCCAACACAUGUCUGAAUAAUGGGCAGGGAAAAGCGGAGUUGAGUGGGAUAUGGAUGUCCCUGUUCCGCAUGAUAUCACGAGCAUAUCUGCUUUUCAAAUAACGAUAUGAGAACGAACUGUCCAGCAGAUGCCGAGAACACGGUUCUAAGCGGGCAAAAGGAAAACCGAGGGCUGCAGACGUGGAUGUGGGCGGGACAAAACGUGGGAGGUGUUGACUGUGCAAGCUUGCGUGCAUGGUGGCGCUGUGAAUUGGGCGUUGGUGAUGCGAUGCAAGCCGACAUGCAUACCUCGAAGGACGAACACAUGUUUCUUCUUUCGAGGAUUGUAGCUGAGUUCAUUAUGGACGACUAUUCCUAAAACCUACAAGGCUCGCGGCACCUAUUGGAGGGUAUAGGUACAUAGGUACAUACUCCGUACAGUAGUAGUAUAAUCAGAUUUUCCGUUGAACCAUCCCCCACCCUCGUCCUACGUCACAC
This is a messenger RNA of Westerdykella ornata, 490 nucleotides long. RefSeq lists its product as uncharacterized. The record is from RefSeq and is a predicted model, not a curated record. The transcript is spliced from 2 exons. The coding region runs from base 120 to 371 and encodes 83 amino acids. NCBI's taxonomy places the organism in Eukaryota, Fungi, Ascomycota, Dothideomycetes, Pleosporales, Sporormiaceae.